GAGUAGCUGAGCCUACGGCGGGCGCCGAGGAGACCGAGACACGGAGCCCACGCAGUCCAACGUUGCAAUCGACCGAUGAUCAUGUUCUAUUAUCAGCGUUUGCUUCUUAUUAGAAAGCGAUAUGAUGAAUCCUAUUGUAGUUUCUGGUUAAGUUCGAUAUUAUCAGCUUUGCAAUUUUAUUAGAUUGUUGUUGUGCUUAACUAAGUCUUUAAGACAAGAUGUUUGAGUAAGAUGCAUUAAGUGAUAUUUAUGCAUUAAAAGUGUCAUUGGGAAAAUAGGGGGAAAUAGGAAGAGAGGAGAGUUGUCGAUAGACAUCAAAAUUUAUUUACUGCAAACCUCAUUCUACACAUUUUUACGCAUCAUCGACCAUAGUUCAUCAUCAUCAUGAUCCAAAAAUUAACUCCCACGCCUUUAACCUCACUUCGUGUAUCUCGUCACUUUAUUCCUGCGCACGGACUUAUCCCCAAUACUAGCAUCCAGAACAAACCGCUAUUACACUAUCACGAGGCUUUUUCUCCCUCAGCUCUUACCGCAUCUGCCAUAGAGUCACAUCUCACAUCGGUUGGCGUUGUGGAGCCUCAGUGGCGUUUUACAAUGUAUUCCACCACUCACUUCCACUCCACCACGCACGAAGUAUUGUGCGUUAGUAACGGAAAGGCGAAGCUCUGCUUCGGCGGCGAAGGCAAUCCCGGCAAGGUGGAGAAAGAGGUUGAGAAGGGCGACGUGUUAGUCGUACCGGCCGGUGUCGGGCAUAGGCUACUAGAAGAUCUUACAGGUGGAUUUGAGAUGGUGGGUUCCUACCCUAAGGGCUACCACUGGGAUAUGUGCUACGGCAAGAAGGACGAAGAGGCCAAGGUACAGGGUAUUAAAAACUUACCAUGGUUCGAGAAAGAUCCGAUCUAUGGAGAUAAGGGUCCCGUGCUCGAAAAUUGAACGUCGAGGGAAAAUGAUAUACGUUUUCGGUGACACCGUCUCUGUCUAAGUUUCUCCUUCGAGUGUCAUAGUUACGUUAGCGUUGGCGUGGUACGAAUGGCAUCACCGUAAGUCGAAAUCACUCAAGGCCUGGCCUGAGCGACCCAGCUCAUCGAUCAGACGGUCCGACGCCGAGCCCUCGGACUUGAAGGUCAAACGACUAGUGGACGAGGGACAGGGCUGUGCACAUAUCUUCAUCUCGCGGGAGUCGGCAGGAGAAGAAACAAGAUGGUCCAAUCGCAAACUAUUGCCUCGAUAGCCGUCUGCACAUACUGACGUGUAAGGGAAUGCAAAUGCAGACGUCAAAGAUGAGGCGUCCGCGUCUGCCUCGGUGCAAUCGUUGGCACUGAUGACCUGUGGGAGAUCUUGUACAACCUCUGUUACCACGAGCUGAUCAA
This is a messenger RNA of Daldinia vernicosa, 1370 nucleotides long. Its product is annotated as RmlC-like cupin domain-containing protein. The record is from RefSeq and is a predicted model, not a curated record. The transcript is spliced from 2 exons. Lineage: Eukaryota; Fungi; Ascomycota; Sordariomycetes; Xylariales; Hypoxylaceae. Bases 385 to 933 code for a protein of 182 amino acids.